Molecule: messenger RNA, 13020 nt
Organism: Chlorocebus sabaeus (green monkey)
Lineage: Eukaryota; Metazoa; Chordata; Mammalia; Primates; Cercopithecidae
Source: RefSeq, a predicted model, not a curated record
CCCAGCUGUCUCCCUCAGAGACCCCACCCUUCCAGGACCAAACUUUCCAGAAGGCGUCCAGGGAGUGGCCAGGAGCCGUCCUCACUUCCUUCUUGGAACUCAGGCAUCCAGAAUCACCAUCCCUCCUUCCCAGGCCUUCACAGUUUCCCAUUUCAUCUGGCCCUAAGGAUGGCAGCCUCCUCCAGGAAGUUGGCAUCAUCUGCCUGGCACGUGGCCCAGGGUGUGGCCUGAGGGGACCAGAAACUCCACUAUAUAGCCCUGCCACAGGGCUGGCCCUGCGGCUCCAGGGACCUGCAGGUGAGAAGGGCUGGGGUCCCCUUUGGAAGUGGAACAGCAGGUCCCCUACUCUUGCUCCUGGCUUUAGGCCUCCUCAUCCUACCCAUAGACCCACAAGACAGCCAACUCCCUACCCCCUCCAGACCCACUGGACAGCCAGCCUCCCCUAUACACACACUGGUCCUUGGAUCCAUACCCCCGGUCCAAUCUGCCUGACUUCUUUCCCCACCUCAGCCUUCGUGGUCCCAGGUGGCCCUUGUCAUGAGAGUGGGCCCUUCUGCCGAGGACAGUCUCCAACAGAGGCAGUGACUCAGCCUUCUAUGAUCCCUUCUCUUUUCCUACUGCAGCCAUGGGUGCCCUGUGGAGCUGGUGGAUACUCUGGGCUGGAGCAACCCUCCUGUGGGGAUUGACCCAGGAGGCUUCAGUGGACCUCAAGAACACUGGCAGGAACGAAUUCCUCACCGCCUUCCUGCAGAACUAUCAGCUGGCCUACAGCAAGGACUACCCCCGCCUCCUUAUCUCCAGUCUGUCAGAGAGCCCCGCUUCUGUCUUCAUCCUCAGCCAGGCAGACAAAACCUCACACAACGUCACAGUGAGGCCUGGGGAGUCAGUCAUGGUCAACAUUAGUGCCAAGGCUGAGAUGAUAGGCAGCAAGAUCUUCCAGCACGCGGUGGUGAUCCACUCUGACCGUGCUAUCUCUGUGCAGGCACUAAAUGCCAAGCCCGACACAGCGGAGCUGACACUGCUGCGGCCCAUCCAGGCCCUGGGCACCGAGUACUUUGUGCUCACACCCCCUGGCACCUCAGCCAGGAAUGUCAAGGAGUUUGCCGUGGUGGCCGGUGCCACAGGUGCCUCGGUCAGUGUCACGCUGAAGGGGUCAGUGACAUUCAAUGGCAAGUUCUAUCCAGCAGGCGAUGUCCUAAGUGUGACUCUAGAGCCCUACAGUGUGGCCCAGCUACAGAGCUCAGUGGAUCUCUCGGGGUCAAAGGUCACAGCUAGUAGCCCCGUGGCUGUCCUCUCUGGCCACAGCUGUGCCCAGAAACAUACGACCUGUAACCAUGUGGUCGAGCAGCUGCUACCCACAUCUGCCUGGGGCACCCACUAUGUAGUACCCACGCUGGCCUCCCAGUCCCGCUAUGAUUUGGCCUUCGUCGUGGCCAGCCAGACCACAAAGCUGACCUAUAACCAUGGGGGUAUCACUGGCUCCCGUGGGCUCCAGGCAGGUGAUGUGGUAGAGUUUGAGGUUCGGCCAUCCCGGCCACUCUACCUGUCUGCAGAUGUGGGCAUCCAGGUCCUGCUGUUUGGCACAGGUGCCAUAAGGAAUGAAGUGACUUAUGACCCCUACCUGGUCCUGAUCCCAGAUGUAGCGGCCUACUGCCCUGCCUAUGUGGUCAAGAGUGUACCGGGCUCUGAGGGCGUGGCCCUGGUGGUGGCACAGACAAAGGCUAUCAGCGGGCUGACCAUAGAUGGGCAUGCAGUGGAGGCCAAGCUCACCUGGGCGGCUGUGCCAGGCAGUGAGUUCUCGUAUGCUGAAGUGGAGCUCGGCACGGCUGACACGAUCCACACCGCCGAGGCCACCACUAACUUCGGGCUGCUCACCUUCGGGCUGGCCAAAGCUACAGGCUUCGCAACAGCAGCUGAUUGUGGUCGGACUGUGGUGUCCCCAGCGAAGCCCUCCUGCGAAGGCGUGCAGUGCGCAGCUGGGCAGCGCUGCCAGGUGGCAGGCGGGAAGGCCAAGUGUGUGGCGGAGUCCACCGCUGUCUGUCGCGCCCAGGGCGACCCCCAUUACACCACCUUCGACGGCCGUCGCUACGACAUGAUGGGCACCUGUUCAUACACGAUGGCGGAGCUGUGCGGCGACGACGACACCCUGCCUGCCUUCAGCGUGGAGGCCAAGAACGAGCACCGGGGCAGCCGCCGCGUCUCCUACGUGGGCCUCGUCACUGUGCACGCCUACAGCCACUCCGUGUCGCUGACCCGCGGGGAAGUUGGCUUCGUCCUAGUUGACAAACAGCGCUCGCGCCUGCCAGUCUCCCUGAGCGAGGGUCGCCUGCGUGUGUACCAGAGUGGACCACGGGCCGUGGUGGAGCUGGUCUUUGGGCUGGUGGUCACUUAUGACUGGGACUGCCAGCUGGCACUCAGCCUGCCUGCACGCUUCCAAGACCAGGUGUGCGGGCUGUGUGGCAACUAUAAUGGUGACCCAGCAGACGACUUCCUCCUGCCUGACGGGGAUCUGGCUCCUGACGCUGUGGAGUUCGCAAGUAGCUGGAAGCUGGAUGAUGGGGACUACCUGUGUGAGGAUGGCUGCCAGAACAACUGUCCCACCUGCACCCCAGGCCAGGCCCAACACUAUGAGGGCGACAGACUCUGUGGCAUGCUGACCAAGCUUGAUGGCCCCUUUGCUGUCUGCCAUGGCACCCUGGACCCCAGGUCCUUCCUGGAGCAGUGUGUAUAUGACCUGUGUGUGGUCGGUGGGGAGCGGCUCAGCCUGUGCCGUGGCCUCAGCGCCUAUGCCCAGGCCUGUCUGGAGCUUGGCAUCUCAGUUGGGAACUGGAGACCUCCAGCCAACUGCCCCCUGUCCUGCCCUGCCAACAGCCGCUAUGAGCUCUGCAGCCCUGCCUGCCCGGCCUCCUGCAACGAGGCUGCGGCCCCGUCCAACUGCUCCGGGCGCCCCUGCGUAGAAGGCUGCGUGUGCCUCCCGGGCUUCGUGGCCAGCGGCGGCGCCUGCGUGCCGGCCUCGUCGUGCGGCUGCACCUUCCAGGGUCUCCAGCUCGCUCCAGGCCAGGAGGUGUGGGCGGACGAGUCGUGCCGAAGGCGCUGCACCUGCAACGGCGCCACCCAUCAGGUGACCUGCCGCGACACACAGGGCUGCCCGGCGGGUGAGAUCUGCAGCGACCAGAACGGCCUCCUGGGCUGCUACCCCAAUCGCUUCGGGACCUGUCAGGGGUCCGGGGACCCACACUAUGUGAGCUUCGACGGCCGGCGCUUCGACUUCAUGGGCACCUGCACGUACCUGCUGGUGGGCUCAUGCGGCCAGAACGCAGCGCUGCCCGCCUUCCGGGUGCUGGUGGAAAAUGAGCAUCGGGGAAGCCAGACUGUGAGCUACACGCGCGCCGUGCGGGUGGAGGCCCGCGGGGUGAAGGUGGUGGUGCGCCGGGAGUACCCGGGGCAAGUUCUGGUGGAUGACGUCCUUCAGUACCUGCCCUUCCAAGCAGCAGAUGGGCAGGUGCAGGUGUUCCGCCAGGGCAGGGACGCCGUCGUGCGCACGGACUUUGGUCUGACUGUCACCUACAACUGGGAUGCACGAGUGACUACCAAGGUGCCCAGCAGCUAUGCUGAGGCCCUGUGUGGACUCUGUGGGAACUUCAACGGGGACCCAGCUGACGACCUGGCUCUGCGGGGUGGGGGUCAAGCUGCCAAUGCACUGGCUUUUGGGAACAGCUGGCAAGAAGAGACAAGGUCCGGCUGUGGAGCAACUGAACCGGGUGAUUGUCCCAAGCUGGACUCCCUGGUGGCCCAGCAGCUGCAGAGCAAGAAUGAGUGUGGAAUCCUCGCGGACCCCCAGGGGCCCUUCCGAGAGUGCCACAGCAAGCUGGACCCCCAGGGUGCCGUGCGCGACUGUGUGUAUGACCGCUGCCUGCUGCCAGGCCAGUCUGGGCCACUAUGUGACGCAUUGGCCACCUAUGCUGCUGCAUGCCAGGCCGCUGGAGCCACAGUGCACCCCUGGAGGAGUGAAAAACUUUGCUCACUGAGCUGUCCACCCAACAGCCACUAUGAGGCGUGUUCCUACGGCUGCCCGCUGUCCUGUGGAGACCUCCCAGUGCGCGGAGGCUGUGGCUCAGAAUGCCAUGAGGGCUGCGUGUGCGAUGAGGGCUUUGCGCUCAGUGGUGAGUCCUGCCUGCCUCUGGCCUCCUGUGGCUGCGUACACCAGGGCACCUACUACCCACCAGGCCAGACCUUCUACCCUGGCCCCGGGUGUGAUUCCCUUUGCCACUGCCAGGAGGGCGGCCUUGUAUCCUGUGAGCCCUCCAGCUGCGGCCCGCACGAGGCCUGCCAGCCAUCCGGUGGCACCCACCGCCUCAUCCCGGCGGUGGCACCUUGGGCUUGUGGCCGGCAGGCUCUGCACCUGGCCAGAGACCCCCACUACACCACCUUCGAUGGCCGCCGCCCGACUUCAGCGUGACACACCUGCGUGUAUGUGCUGGCUCAGACUUGCGGCACCUAGGCUGGCCUGCAUCAGUUUGCCGUCCUGCAGGAGAACGUGGCCUGGGGUAAUGGGCGAGUCAGUGUGACCAGGGUGAUCACGGUCCAGGGAGGCUUCACCCUGCGGCUGGAGCAGGAGCAGUGGAAAGUUACAGUGGAGGGUGAGCGGUGUGGACACGAGGCGCCCGUGGUGCUGGCCAGCGGCCAGAUCCAGGCCUCAGCAUGGAUUUCAGGCGUUGUGAUUGAGACCGACCGGCCUGCGUGUGGCCCUCCCGACCUUGUGUACUAUGUGCGGGUCACCAUCCCUGGAAACUACUACCAGCAGAUGUGCGUGUGUGGGAACUGGCGUGACCCCAAGGAUGACUUCCAGAAGCCCAAGCGGCUCUCCACAGGUGAGCAAGCCAAUGACUGGCAACUCUGGAGGAGGCGGUGCCUGGCUCUCCUGCCGCCACCCACCUGCCUGCCAGGAGCGAGGAGCUGCAUGACAUCGCAGUGUCCUCUGAGCAGGAGAAAAUGUCAGAAGGAGGAGUUCUGUGGAAGCUCCUCCAGCGCCACAGGAGGAGGCAUGGCCUCCUGCCACAAGCUAGUAGAUCCCAGGGGUCCCUUGCGGUGCGUCUUUGAUCUCUGCCUGGGUGGAGACCUGAGCAUUCUCUGCAGCAACAUCCAUGCCUAUGUAGUGCUUGCCAAGGCGGCUGGAGGCCACGUGAAGCCCUGGAGGACGGAAACUUUCUGUCAAUGCCAGAGAUGUGAGAGUCGGCUCCACCACAAGUGGUGUCUGGUAUUCAAGCCGUGCCCUCUCUCCCCACAGCCGGAGCAGACAGUCCUCAUUGACGACUAUCGGCAGCAGUGGUACCAUGGGUAAGGCGUGUUGUGCCAGGAACACAGCUGCCAGCCGAGGCGGAGUGUGCAGCCCUCCCGGGAAAAUGCAGAGAUCACAUCACGAGAUACCUGGCACAGACUGGGAGUGAAUGUGGAGAGGGGAGCGGCCAUCCUUUACAAUGGAGCCUCUCAAGGUCCUCCCUCUUCACUAUUUAGGCCGUCGGCAGUCAUGUUUGUGCGGCCACAGGAGGCGUGCAAAGGCAGGUGGCGGGCGUGUGCGUGCCCAACUAGGCGCUCGUGCUGGAUAUGGGCGACCCACUACCACUCCUUCGGCGGCCGAGCGUUUGACUAGGGCACCUGUAACUAUGUGCUGGCAACAACUGGCUGCCCGGGGGUCAACACCCAGGGCCUGACGCCCUUCACCGUCACCACCAGAAACGGGAGGCAGGGCAACCCUGCUGUGUCCGUGAGAGUCGUCACUGUGGCUGCCCUGGGCACCAGCAUCUCCAUCCACGAGGCGAGAUCGAAAAACCAAAGUCCAGGUGAAACCAUUUUUGAUGUGCCCCAGCAGCGUUGCCUGUCAGCGAGGGCCAGCAGGCGGAUUUCAGUGACCACGGUGCAUCAAGGCUGCCCAUUAGCUGACUUUGGACUGCAAGUCAGCUGCUAUAUAAACUGGAAUUGGCGGGUAGAUGUGACGCUGCCCAGCAGCUAUCAUGGCGCAGUGUGCGGGCUCUGUGGUAACAUGGACGCAACCCCAUGUGACCAGGCCUUCCCUAAUGGCACCCUGGCUCCAAUCUGGGGCGGCAGCUGGCGAGUCCCAGGCUGGGACCCACUGUGUUGGGACGUAUGUCCGGGAGUCACGCCAACGUGCCUGGAGGACAAGUUGGAACAGUACGAGGAGCCCUGGCUUUCAUGACCCCUGGUCCCUGGUGCAGGGGGCUUCGCCACUGCACUGCCCCACGCUCAUGUGCCACCUGAGAGCUUCUUCAAGGGCUGUGUUCUGGACGUCUGCAUGGGUGGUGGGGGCCACGACAUUCUUUGCAAGGCGCUGCUUCCCUGCGGCGCAUGCCAGGCCGCUGGGGUUGUCAUGAGGCACAAGGCGGCCACAGAGAUCACCUGCCGCAGCCACUAUGAGGUCUGCGGCCCACCCUGCCCGGCCAGCUGUCCGUCCCCUGCCCUGCAACCCCAGCCGUGUCUGAGGUCCCUGUGUGGAGGCUGCCAGUGCUGACGGAGUUUCGUGCUAAGUGUUGACCGCUGUGUUCCAAACAACGGCUAUGGCUGCUGGACAGCGGCACCUACCACAGGCCCGGGCAGUGAGUUUUGGGCUGAUGGCACCUGCUCCCGGGAGUGCCGCUGCGGGCCUGGGGGUGGCUCGCUGGUCUGCACACCUGCCAGCUGUGGGCUGGGUGAAGUGUGUGGCCUCCUGCCAUCCGUGCAGCUGCCAGCCUGUAGCACAGCUGAGUGCCAGGCCUGGGGACCCCAUUGCGUCACUCUGGAUAGGCACCUCGACUUCCAAGGCAACUGCUGAAGGCUGCUGAGUGCACCCUGCCCGCGGACCACCCUCGGGGCUGUGAACUUCACUGUCACUGUAGCCAAUGAGCACCGGGGCAGCCAGGCACAUCGCUACACCCGCAGUGUCACCCUGCAAAUCAACCAUAGCCUGACACUGGCUAGUAGGUGGCCCCGCCCGCAGGUGGACGGCGUGUUGUGGCUCUGCCCUUCCAGCCUGGAUUCGCUGCUGCACGCACACCUGGCCGCGCCCGGCGUGGUGGUGACCACAACCUCAGGGCUCUCGCUGACUUUCGAUGGGGACAGCUUUGUGCGCCUGCAGUGCCGGCGGCUCUUGCCGGCGCUCUCAUGGCUAUGCGGGAACUGGCAGGACCCCGCCGGCGACCUGAAGGCUGUGGACGGGAAGCCUGCUGAUGGCAGAGUGGCGCGCUCGGGCUGCGGAGAAUGUGUGCCUGCCUGCCACGUGCAGUGCACCCCAGAGCAGCAGGAGUCCUUCGCUGCAGCCCCGAACGCCUGCGGGAUCUCCGCCACCGACGGCCCGCUGGCGCCACUGCCCGCCUCGUGCACUUCACUGAUGCCGGGCUGCUUGCUGGACGCCUGCCAAGUUCAGGGCCAUCCUGGAGGCCUCUGUCCUGCAGUGGCCGCCUACGUGGCAGCUUCCUUCCAGUGCCCUGCCAACAGUCACUACUCCCAGCUCUGCGCGUGGCUCCUGCCUGUGAGGCUGCCGUCCUGGCCGGGUGAGUGGCCUGCCGUGAAGGCUGUGGCUGUGCGAUGCUGGAUUAGACACUCUGUUGGUGACACCUGUGUACCUGUGGGCCAGUGUGGCUGCCUCCAUGAUGACCGCUACUACCCGCUGGGCAGACCUUCUACCUGGCCUGGGUGUGAUUCCAGCUUGCCACUGCCAGGAGGCGGCCUGGUGUCCUGUCAACCCUCCAGCUGCGGCCACGCCACAGGCUGCCAGCCAUCCGGUGGCACAUUAGGCUGUGUGGCCGUAGGCUCUGCCACCUGCCAGGCGUCGGGGAGACCCCACCACACCUUCGAUGGCCGCGCUUCGACCAUAGGCACCUGCGUGCUUUGUAUGGUGUUGGCUCCAGCCUGCAGCACCCGGCCUGGCCUGCAUCGGUUUGCCGUCCUGCAGGAGAACGUGGCCUGGGAGUAGUAGGCGAUCAGUGUGACCCAGGGUGAUCCACGGUCAGGUGAAACUUCACCCCUGCGGCUGGAGCAGAGACAGUGGAAGGUCACGGUGAACGGUGUGGACAUGAAGCUGCCCGUGGUGCUGGCCAACGGCCAGAUCCGAGCCUUUCAGCAUGGUUCAGACGUUGUGAUUGAGACCGACUUCGGCCUGCGUGUGGCCUACGACCUUGUGUAUAUAUGUAGGUCACACAUCCCGACUACUGCGGCACAGUGUGCGCUGUGUGGGAACUACAGCGGCGACCCCCAGGAUGACUUCCAGAGAAGCCCGCGGCUCACAGGCAGGCAACGCCAGCUGACCCGGCAACUCUGGGAGGAGGCGGUGCCCGGCUCUCCUGCCUACGCCACCACCUGCCCGCCAGGCGAGGGCUGUGACAUCAGCAAGUGUCCUCCCGAGCCCAGGAAAAAUAUCCCAGAGGAGGAGUUCUGUGGGCUCCUCUCCAGCGCCACAGGGCCGCUGGCCUCCUGCCACAAGCUAGUAGAUCCCCAGGGUCCCUUGCAAGAUUGCGUCUUUGAUCUCUGCCUGGGUGGUGGGAACCUGAGCAUUCUCUGCAGCAACAUCCAUGCCUAUGUGAGUGCUUGCCAGGCUGCUGGAGGCCACGUGAAGCCCUGGAGGGACGAGACUCCUUGCAGCCAUGAAGUGCCCGUGAGCAGCCACUAUGAGCUCUGCGCGGACACCUUCCUGGGCUGCGUACCAGUGCCCACUCUGCAGCCUUGAAUUGGGUGUGCUGAAGGCUGCCAGUGUGACGCCCGACCCUCUGGCGGUGAAGCCUGCGUGCCCAUCCAGCAGUGCGGCUGCUACCACAAUGGUGUCUACUAUGAGCGUGGUAUGAUGGCCGUGCCCUCUCUCCCCCACGGCGGAGCAGACAGUCCUCAUUGGCCUGACUGUCGGCAGCAGUGUACGUGCCAGAGUAAAGGCGUGUUGUGCCAGGAACACAGCUGCCAGCCGGGGCAGGUGUGCCAGCCCUCCGGAGCCCUCUCAAGGUCCUCCCUCUUCUGUCCCCAGGCUUCCCGUGCGGCCGGUGUGACAGCCCGGCCACAGGAGACGUGCAAGGAGCAGGGUGGCCAGGGCGUGUGCGUGCCCAACUAUGAGGCUACGUGGCUGUGGGGCGACCCACACUACCACUCCUUGACGGCCGACGUUUGACUUCAGGGCACCUGUAACUAUGUGCUGGCAACAACUGGCUGCACAGAUGCAUCCAAGAGCUUACUGGUGGCUGACUUUGGACUGCAAGUCAGCUAUGACUGGAGGUGGCGGGUAGUGCAGCGCUGCCGCAGCUAUCAUGGCGCAGUCUGCGGGCUCUGUAGUAACAUGGACCGCCUCAGCAAUGGCCAGGCCUUCCCUAUUGGCACCUGGCUCCCCUCACCCAUCUGGGGCGGCAGCUGGCGGCGGGUCCCAGGCUGGGACCUGUGUUGGGGGCGUGUCCGUCCUGCGUGCCCUGAGGACAAGUUGGAACGAUACGAGGCCCUGGCUGGAUGGCCCUGGUCCCUGGCAGGGGCCUGCGCCACCUGCCAUGCUCAUGCCACCUGAGAGGGCUUCUUCAAGGGCUGUGUUGUUCUGGACGUCUGUAUGGGUGGUGGAGCCCCAUUUCUUUGCAAGGCGCUGGCCACCUGCGUGGCCGCCUGCCAGGCCGCCGGGUUGUCAUCGGGCUGGCGGCCACAGGUCGGCUGUGAGAUCACCUGCCCAGAAAACAGCCACUAUGAGGUCUGCGGCCCACCCUGCCCGGCCAGCUGUCCAUCCCCUGCACCCCCUGCGACCCCAGCCGUAUGCGAGGGUCACACAUGUGUGUGGGAGGAGCUGCUAGUCUUGACAGCGGAGUUUGGAGUGCUGAGAGUGCCCGACCGCUGUGUUCUAAACAACGGCUGCGGCUGCUGGACGCGGCACCUACACGAGGCGGGCAGUGUUUGGGCUGAUGGCACCUGCUCCCACAGGUGCCGCUGGGCCUGGGGUGGCUAGCUGGUCUGCCAACACCUGCCAGCGUGCCAGGCUGGUGAAGUGUGCAGCCUCCUGCCAUCCGGCCAGCACGGCUGCCAGCCCAUCAGCACAGCUGAGUGCCAGCUGGGAGGUGACCCCCAUUACGUCACUCUGGAUGGGCGAUUCGACUUCAAGGCAACUGCAGUACUGCUGAGUGCACCCUGCCACGGACCACCUCCACGGGACUGUAGAGACUUCACUGUCACUGUAGCCAAUGAGCACCGGGGCAGCCAGGCUGUCAGCUACACCCGCAGUGUCACCCUGCAAAUCUACAACCAUAGCCUGACACUGAGUGCCCGCUGGCCCCGGCAGCUACAGGUGGACGGCGUGUUAGUGGCUCUGCCCUUCCAGCUGAUUCUACUGCUGCACGCACACCUGAGCGGCGCCGACGUGGUGGUGACUACAACCUCAGGGCUCUCGCUGACUUUCGAUGGGGACAACCGUGCGCCUGCGCGUGCCGGCGGCGUACGCCCGGGCGCUCUCUGUGGCUUAUGCGGGAACUACAACCGGGACCCCGCCGACGACCUGAGAGCUGUGGACGGGAAGCCUGCUGGAUGGCAGGUGGGCGGCACUGGCUGCGGAGAAUGUGUGUCUGGGCCAUGCCCGUCGCAGUGCACCCCAGAGCAGCAGGAGUGCUGCCGGCCCGGACGCCUGGCGUGAUCUCCGCCACCCGACAGCCCGCUGGCGCCUGCCUGCCUCGUGCCGCCCGCGCAGUACUUCCAGGGCUGCUUGCUGGACGCCUGCCAAGUUCAGGGCCAUCCUGGAGGCCUCUGUCCUGCAGUAACCGCCUAUGUAACAGCUUGUCAGGCGCUGGGAAUGGCUGGCCCGAGUGGAGCACCUUGGGGAGAAUGGCGAGAACCGGGAGGCUGCCCCUUCCAGUGCCCUGCCCACAGCCACUACGAGCUCUGCGGUGACUCCUGCCCCGUGAGCUGCCCGAGCCUCUCAGCACCCGAGGGCUGUGAGUCGGCCUGCCGUGAAGGCUGUGUCUGCGAUGCUGGCUUUGUGCUCAGUGGUGACACCUGUGUACCUGUGGGCCAGUGUGGCUGCCUGUAUGACGGCCGAUACUACCCGCUGGGUGAGGCCUUCUACCCAGGCCCUGAGUGUGAGCGGCGCUGUGAGUGUGGGCCAGGUGGCCAUGUCACCUGCCAGGAGGGCGCGGCCUGUGGGCCCCAUGAGGAGUGCCGGUUAGAGGAUGGUGUCCGGGCCUGUCAUGCCACAGGCUGUGGCCGCUGCCUGGCCAAUGGGGGCAUCCACUACGUCACCCUUGACGGCCGUGUCUUCGACCUGCAUGGCUCCUGCUCCUAUGUCUUGGCCCAAGUCUGCCAGCCGAAGCCUGGGGAUGAGGACUUUUCCAUCGUGCUUGAAAAGAACGCAGCUGGAGAUCCCCAGCGCCUCCUGGUUACUGUGUCUGGCCAGGUUGUCAGCCUAGCUCAGGGGCAGCAGGUCACCGUGGACGGCGAGGCUGUGGCCCUGCCUGUGGCUGUGGGCCGUGUGCGGGUGACCGCCGAAGGCCGAAACAUGGUUCUGCAGACGACCAAGGGGCUGCGGCUUCUCUUUGAUGGCGAUGCCCAAGUCCUCAUGUCCAUCCCCAGCUCCUUCCGUGGAAGGCUCUGUGGCCUCUGUGGGAACUUCAAUGGCAACUGGAGUGAUGACUUUGUCCUGCCCAAUGGCUUGGCAGCGUCCAGUGUGGAGACCUUCGGGGCUGCAUGGCGGGCGCCCGGCUCUUCCAAGGGCUGUGGCGAGGGCUGCGGGCCCCAAGGCUGCCCCGUGUGCUCGGCAGAGGAGACUGCACCCUAUGAGAGCAACAAGGCCUGCGGGCAGCUCCGGAACCCCCAGGGACCCUUCGCGACCUGCCAGGCUGUGCUGAGUCCCUCUGAGUACUUCCGCCAAUGCGUAUACGACCUGUGCGCGCAAAAGGGCGACACAGCCUUCCUGUGCCGCAGCCUGGCAGCCUAUACGGCGGCCUGUCAGGCAGCCGGCGUGGCCGUGAAGCCCUGGAGGACAGAGAGCUUCUGCCCGCUCCAGUGCCCCGCCCACAGCCACUACUCCAUCUGCACACACACCUGCCAGGGCUCCUGUGCGGCUCUCUCUGGCCUCACGGGCUGCACCACCCGCUGUUUUGAGGGCUGUGAGUGUGACGACCGCUUCCUGCUUUCCCAGGGUGUCUGCAUCCCUGUCCAAGAUUGUGGCUGCACCCAUAAUGGCCGAUACUUGCCGGUGAACUCCUCCCUGCUGACCUCAGACUGCAGCAAGCGCUGUUCCUGUUCCUCAAGCUCCGGCCUGACAUGCCAGGCAGCUGGCUGCCCACCAGGCCGCGUAUGCGAGGUCAAGGCUGAAGCCCGGCAGUGCUGGGCCGCCCGUGGUCUCUGUGUCCUGUCUGUGGGUGCCAACCUCACCACCUUUGAUGGGGCCCGUGGUGCCACGACCUCUCCUGGUGUCUAUGAGCUCUCUUCCCGCUGUCCAGGACUACAGAAGACUGUCCCCUGGUACCGUGUGGUUGCUGAAGUCCAGACCUGCCAUGGCAAAACUGAGGCUGUGGGCCAGAUCCACAUCUUCUUCGAGGAUGGGAUGGUGACGGUGACCCCAAACAAGGGUGUGUGGGUGAAUGGUCUCCGAGUGGAUCUUCCAGCUGAGAAGUUAGCAUCUGUGUCUGUGAGUCGUACACCUGAUGGCUCCCUGCUAGUCCGCCAGAAGGCAGGGGUCCAGGUGUGGCUUGGAGCCAAUGGGAAGCUGGCUGUGAUGGUCAGCGAAGACCAUGCUGGGAAACUGUGUGGGGCCUGUGGAAACUUUGACGGAGACCAGACCAAUGAUUGGCGUGACUCCGAGGGGAAGUCAGUGAUGGAGAAAUGGAGAGCACAGGACUUCUCCCCAUGUUAUGGCUGAUCAGUUGUCCACCGGGAGUGAAGACUUCCUGAAGAAGACCUGAUCCUCCUGGAGGUUGCAGGGGCUGAAGGAUGCAUCAUGUGCUCCUACCCUGCUCUACCAGUCUUCUGGGUCACAGAGGCCAAAUGUGAGAGCGUUGAAUAAAUCUCUUAAGCUAAGCUGCA